Molecule: messenger RNA, 2603 nt
Organism: Leguminivora glycinivorella
Lineage: Eukaryota; Metazoa; Arthropoda; Insecta; Lepidoptera; Tortricidae
Gene: NGR-A22
Product: RYamide receptor-like
Exons: 7
Coding region: 357-1706 (449 amino acids)
Biological process (GO): neuropeptide signaling pathway
Cellular component (GO): membrane
Molecular function (GO): neuropeptide Y receptor activity
Source: RefSeq, a predicted model, not a curated record
GCAGCCGUGUCGAAUCUGCGAUCUCGAGCAUGCGCGCCCGGGCGCCCGCCAAUUCUCGCAUUUACCACGCGACGCGCUCUCCGUCAAAACGCGGGGUCCGGCCCGGGUUAAACUCACAAAAACACAUCACGAACUGUACUUCAAACAAGUUUUAACGCUGUGAAAAUUAUAAAACGUUUGGAAAAUAUAAAAUACCUACUUUGAAAAAGUGUCUGAGGCUUCUUAUUCUGACUUUCAAAAGUGGCGUUAGUGUCUAUAUUGUUGUGUUUUAGUAUAUAAGGAAAAUUAACUUCGAUAAUUUUCUUGAUCACCAUCGCUGAUUUCAAAAACAUGUGAUCGUCUGAUGUCUUCAAAUAAUGCUAUAUACCAGCGAACCGUCGAUCCAAAAUGAAACACAACUUCGAGGCGCCUGUGAGCACAGCAAUGAGUGCGUCGGGAACAUGCCGCAUGCUCCCAAUGCAUCUACCUACAACUACACCGAAGCCCAUCAUGAAAUGGUGUGCGUGCUGGAUGCGACGUCCGAGGACUUCAUGGAAUCGCCUGUUUUCCAAGUGUGUGUGCUAUUUUUGUACAGUGCUGUGUUUGUGGUGGCCCUCGUGGGCAACGGGCUAGUGUGUUUCGUAGUGCAAACGUCGCCGCGUAUGAAGACGGUGACGAACUACUUUAUAGUGAACUUAGCGGUGGGGGACAUUCUGAUGACGCUGUUCUGCGUGCCGUUCUCGUUCGUGUCGAUGCUAGUGCUGCGUUACUGGCCGUUCGGCGGCGUCAUGUGCAAGGUGGUCAACUACUCGCAGGCCGUGUCCGUGCUCGUGUCCGCGUACACGCUGCUCGCCAUCUCCAUCGACCGCUACAUGGCCAUCAUGCGGCCUCUGAAGCCGAGGCUUGGGAAGGCCACUGCCAAACUUGUGGUAGCUGGCGUGUGGUGCGGUGCGCUAGCCACCGCUGCCCCUAUACCGAUCGUGUCGAAUUUGCAACGGCCUUCACUUUGGCAUGAAGCAUGCCAAAUUGACGUCUGCGGCGAGCUCUGGGCGAGCGCGGAGCAGAGUUCGCAGUACACGUGCGCUCUGCUGGCGCUGCAGUUCGCGCUGCCGCUGUGCGCGCUGGUGUGCACGUACGCGCGCAUCGCGCACGCCGUGUGGGGCGGCCGCCCGCCCGGCGAGGCGCAGAGCGCGCGCGACACGCGCAUGCAGCGCUCCAAGCGGAAGAUGAUCAAGAUGAUGGUGACAGUUGUCGCUGUGUUUACGAUUUCCUGGUUGCCACUCAACGUUUUUAUUGUGUUAUGGACGGCGCACGAGAGCGACGCGGAGUGGGGCGCGUGGCCCGGAAUGCCGUACGUGUGGUUCGCGAGCCACUGGUUGGCCAUGAGCCACUCCUGCUACAACCCCAUCAUCUACUGCUACAUGAACGCGCGCUACCGCCGCGGGUUCAAACAGGUUCUUGGCGGCUUGCUGUGUCUCAAGCAUACGGAGGCCCGGUCCUGCCAUCGAUCAAGUGUCUGCGAGGGCGUGCCCAUGUCAGAAAUGGUGGGUCUGAACUGCUCGUCGGCGCGCCGCGUGGUCGGUUGCCGGUGUCGGUCCCGGAGCGUUCUCGGCAUCAACACGAAGUGCAAGUGCAACUCUUUGGAGCUGAAAGUGUGUCCGAGGACCCCGCGACCGCCGGCGCCGCCGGCGCGCGCUCUCUCGGUCCGUUCCAAUUAUUUCACCUAGACUGACUUUGAGUUAAGACGAAAGAAGUCACAUGCAUUAUCGACUUUUCAUAUCAAUCAAGUCCAUUUUCCUCACAGGUUAUUAAUAUCAUUGGAAUAAAUAUCGAAAUAAGCUGUCAUAUAUUAAAGAAAAAAUGCUCAAUGAAAUGAUGAUGAUGAAAUGGUGGUGCUCGUAAUUUUUUCUUUCAUAUAUGACAUCUUAUUUCGAUUUUUAAUUUAUAUAUAGUAGUGUGACUACUUAAAAAACACAAAUCAAAAUAUUUGUUAAAAUAAUUUGAUUUCUUCCCAUAAUUGCGUAUCAUUGGAAAUGUUUUGAUACAGUUUUAUGUAGAUACCUAUAUUUCCUAUACCAUGUAAAAUAUUUUCAAUAAUGUUCAUAUUCUUAUGGGAAGAAAAUGACGACUACAUCUGUACACAAUAGAGAUUCGAUCAUCCCCUUUCCUAUUAAAAGUUGUUUAUUUUGACCUAGAAAUUGAAACUGUUCUGACUCAUAUACAAAUUGUUUGUGCAACAAAAUAAAAAUAAACACUGGAGAUAGAAAACACGUGUGCAUGCUAUGCUUCAAUUUUAAAAGGAAGUACAAGCCGAGCCCUCUUUAAAAAAUGUGAUAAGGACAAUUUUCGUUCUCGCCAUUUUCCUCCUCCAAAACUUACGAUCAACCGUUACGAAAUAUUGGGAACGCAAAAAAAAAAAAAACUGUGAUUAUUUUUCUUUUUCCUUUUUUCUGUUCAUUGCUGCCGUUUUGAAUAUGCCUAGACAUUUUAGGUACUUCACCUAGUUCACAUAAAAACCAAAAUAUCAUAGACAUAAGUACCUUUUAUUAAUAUUGAACUCAAGUAAAAAAUACAUCCAGGUUUUUAUUUAAUAAAUCCAUAGAGGAAAAUGGCGAGAACAUAUU